AAAUAUAUUAAUUUAAAAAAAAAAAAAACAUAUGCAAACACAAGUCGAAACAAAAGACGAAUAAAAAAAAGAUCAAACUGUGGAAUAAACAACGGUUGAAACCAAUUGGUUUGAAUCAGUUGAUUCUUUCCACAAAUUAGGACUUAAAGAAGAACUCCUUAGAGGAAUUUAUGGUUACGGUUUUGAAAAACCUUCACUUAUUCAACAAACUGGUAUUAUUCCAAUUGUCAAAGGAAGAGACACUAUUGCUCAAGCUUAAUCCGGUACAGGAAAGACUGCUACAUUUUCUAUUGGAACAUUAUAAGUAAUUGAUACAAGUUCUAACCAUACUCAAGCUUUAAUAUUAGCUCCGACAAGAGAAUUGGCUUAAUAAACAAUUACAGUUAUAAUGUAUCUUGGAGAAUACUUAAAAGUAACCGCAUAUGCCUGCACAGGAGGUACUGACCCAAAAGAAGAUAAGAAAAGACUCCGUGAAGGUGUUUAAGUAGUAGUAGGAACCCCAGGUAGAGUAUUAGAAAUGAUCCAAAAAGGUUUUUUGACUACCGAUCACUUAAAAUUGUUUGUAUUAGAUGAAGCAGAUGAGAUGUUAGGAAGAGGAUUUAAAGAUUAAAUUAACAAAAUUUUCUAAAAGCUUCCUGGAGACAUUUAAGUAGCUUUGUUUUCUGCCACUAUGCCUCCUGAUAUUCUUGAAAUCACUAAAUAAUUUAUGAGAGACCCUGCAACAAUUCUCGUUAAAAACGAUGAACUUACAUUGGAUGGUAUUAAAUAAUAUUAUAUAGCACUGGAUAAAGAAGAAUGGAAGUUUGAUACACUUGUUGAACUUUAUAAUAAUAUUGAAAUUGCCUAGUGUAUAAUUUAUUGCAAUACAAAAAAAGAGUAGAUGAUCUUUCCUAAAAAUUGAAAGAAAAAUAAUUCACUAUUUCUUCCAUGCAUGGUGAAAUGUAAUAAUAAGAAAGAGAUUUAAUUAUGAAAGAAUUUAGAACUGGUACUUCCAGAGUUUUGGUAACUACAGAUUUACUAUCUAGAGGUAUUGAUGUCUAUUAAGUUAAUUUAGUCAUUAAUUAUGAUUUGCCCCUUAAAAAAGAAUCUUAUAUUCAUAGAAUUGGUAGAUCAGGACGUUUUGGUAGAAAGGGAGUAGCUAUUAAUUUCGUAGUACCUUCUGAUGCCAAGUUCCUUAAAGAAACUGAAAAAUAUUAUCAAACUUAAAUUGUUGAAAUGCCUUUGGAUGUCUCUGAAAUUUAUAAUUGAGUAUCUUUUUAUUUUAGAUUUUUUAUAUAUUAUUAUAAUAUAUAUAUAUAUUUAAAAAUAAAUAAUAUUGGUGUAUUUUUUUUUUUAUUUUUG
Molecule: messenger RNA, 1341 nt
Organism: Ichthyophthirius multifiliis
Lineage: Eukaryota; Ciliophora; Oligohymenophorea; Hymenostomatida
Exons: 3
Molecular function (GO): ATP binding; RNA helicase activity; nucleic acid binding
Source: RefSeq, a predicted model, not a curated record